AUGGUCGAACCGCAACGCCGCGGUUGUAUAUGUCCCGGUGCGAGGAGCAAUCAUACCAGGAUGCGAACGAUGGUUUUGUUGUCACCAACUUACACCAUACAUUAUAAUACGGUUGAGAGCUUCGAGGUUGUUACCGGAGGUAUAGUGGGGCGUCCUAUAUUAAACCAAGAGACACCAAUAUCCGGCUCACCCUCACAAUCGCCAACAUCAUCACCCAAUGCCCCUACUACUGCUGCUACUACUUAUACUACCGCGCACAGUGCUACCAUUUCUGCUGCCCAGCACCCUCCGAGACAUAGUCAACCUACACAGGCAGUCUUGACACCAGACAAUAACAGCUCUGAGAUAUCGACACGUCGUGGGACUCGUAGUGCUCGUAGUGCUCGUACUACUCCGCACAGUGCUACUACUGCUGGUAGUGCGCAGUCUCGUACACAGACAGGUUUAACGGGACCACCAUUGCCUCCACCUGUUAUACUUCGGACAAGCGAUAGAACUCGGAAUACAAAUACUACUCCGCACAGUGCUACUACUGCUGCUACUGGCAGUAGUGCGCAGUCUCACCGACAGGUAGUCAUACCAAGUGCACCUACUAUGUCUACUACGCAUACUACGCAUACUACGCCGAAGACUCGGAAAAGAAAGCGUCCGGCUAGUAGUGGUAAUCGUUGUACUAGCAGUGCUGCGAACAGUGGGAAUCGUGAUACUACUAGCAGUGCUGAUACUACUGAACCAAUCCUAGUUCAUGUGCCUGAAAUUUGGAAACAUGGCUUUUAUGAUCAAGACACUGGCGAGUUUACCCUCAUUAGCAAGGCUGAAAAUGAAGCAGCGCAUACGUUUGAAGAUGAAGCAGCACAUCCGGUUAAAGAUGAAGCAGUAAAUCCGGUUGACGAUGAAGCAGCACAUCCGGUUGACGAUAAAAUCAGUCUAUGUGAUGAACUAAGUGAUCGCGAACGCAGUGAAUCGAAUGAACGAUACAGUAGUCGUGACCCAAGUGAUUCUGAUAACAUACUAUAUACUUAUCAAAGCUUUUUUUAA
Molecule: messenger RNA, 1038 nt
Organism: Sphaeroforma arctica JP610
Lineage: Eukaryota; Ichthyosporea; Ichthyophonida
Exons: 1
Coding region: 1-1038 (345 amino acids)
Source: RefSeq, a predicted model, not a curated record